This is a messenger RNA of Pecten maximus, 4565 nucleotides long. Its product is annotated as hephaestin-like protein. Gene Ontology annotation, cellular component: plasma membrane. The transcript has 13 exons. Gene Ontology annotation, biological process: iron ion transport. The coding region runs from base 73 to 3390 and encodes 1105 amino acids. The record is from RefSeq and is a predicted model, not a curated record. Lineage: Eukaryota; Metazoa; Mollusca; Bivalvia; Pectinida; Pectinidae. Gene Ontology annotation, molecular function: copper ion binding; oxidoreductase activity.
UCUCUCAAUAUCAAAAUCGUUCUGACACUUGUACGAACGGUUCCAUUUUUUAGAAACAUUUUAGAAAUCAUAAUGGAAAAGAAAGUCUUUAUUUUUUUGGUUUCGUGUGAAUUUUUCGUUUUAGCCCACAGUUUGUUCUGGAGCUCCGGCAAAGUAAGGACAUUUUACCUGGCCGCUGUAGAGGUAGACUGGAAUUAUGCUCCUGACGGAUUUAAUCUUGUUACAGACGACAUCAGUGUUGCAGCUACGAAGCUGAAUAACAGCCAUAAUAGGAUCGGGUCAAUUUACCGGAAAGUUGUGUACAAACAGUUUACGGACGACCGGUACGAAGACGAGGUUAUCUCCCCUCCACAUCUGGGCUAUCUUGGUCCGAUCAUGCGAGCGGAGAUAGGAGACACGUUGGAAAUUCACUUCAAAAAUAUGGCUUCCGGUCGGAAUUACAGUGUACACCCUCAUGGCGUGCUAUACGAUAAGGAAUCAGAAGGGGCUCUUUAUGUGGACGGGACCAACACAACGUUUAAGUUGGACGAUGGGGUGCCACCGGGAGGAAGUCACUUGUACAUAUGGGAAGUCCCGAGUAACUUCGGACCAACGAGAUCUGACGAGAACUGCGUGUCAUGGGCUUAUCACUCACAUGUUAGUUCUGUAAAGGACAUAAACACAGGAUUGGUUGGCUGUCUUCUCACGUGCAAACGAGGAGUGUUGAAGAGAGAUGGAUACAGGAGCGAUGUGGAUGACGAGUUUGUCAUCUAUACAGAAAAUGUAGAUGAAAAUGAAAGUUGGAAAAUACUAGAAAACGUGAACAAAUGUGGUAAUGCGUCAAACUGCGUUGAACUUCUCCAAAACAAAGACGCCAGUUUUAUACAAAGUAACCGGAUGCCAGCCAUCAAUGGGUUCAUGUUUGGAAAUUUACCAGAAUUAACUGCAAAAGAAUACGACAGAGUUGCCUGGCAUUUUAUGGGCAUGAAUGAUGGCAUGCGUGGAGUCACCAUCAAUGGGCAGACGUUUACAUACCGUCACAAAAGACUGGACACAAUUAGCACUUUUCCUGCAACGUUUGUAUCGGCUUUUAUGAAAGUUACCUCCCCUGGCAGAUGGCUGCUCCAGUCAAGGACAACAAAUGAAUACGAAGGUGGCAUGCAAGCAUUUUUUACUGUGACGGAAAAUUACUGGCAAAACAAACGUAAAAGGAUAAAAAUAGACCGGAAGUUCUUUUUGACUGCUGAAGAAAUCGACUGGGAUUAUGGCCCUUCGGGAACAGAUACAAUUGACGGCACAAACUUAACAGCCAAUGGCAGUUCUUCGAACUUAUACUUCAAAAAGGGGCCAAAUUUUAUUGGUGGAAUCUACAAAAAGGUCCGAUAUGUACAGUAUGAGGACUGUAAAUUCCAAAACAGAACUAAGCAUACUUCCGAUUCGGUACACCUCGGCGUUCUGGGUCCUAUGUUACGUGUCGCUGUAGGAGAAAAAGUCCAAGUCACUUUCCGAAACCUUGCGUCCCGAAAUUACUCUUUUUUACCACAUGGUGUGAAGUUCGAUAAGGAUGAGGAGGGCGCUUUAUACAGAGGAAGUCCGUUUUCAACCGAUAUUACUGGUAAAUAUGCCAGUCCUGGCGAGACUGUGACCUACACUUUCACUGUGCCAUGGUCAGUGUCUCCGACGCGCGAGGACCCCACGUGCAAUACGUACGUGUAUCAUUCCGCCGUUGACCCUACCAAGGAUAUACAUUCGGGAUUGGUGGGUCCAUUAUUGGUGUGUAAAGCCUGGAGUUUGGACAGGGAAGGCAGACAGAAACACGUGGACAAAGACUUUGCGGUAUUCUACCUGACGAUCGACGAAAAUAAGUCCUGGUACCUUGACGACAACAUCCGGGUACACACCGAAGACCCCGCCAGCGUAAACAAAGUAGAUCCGGCUUUCGUCGCGUCUAAUAGAAUGCAUUCAAUCAACGGGCGUAUGUAUGGUAAUUUACAAGGAUUGGAUAUGUGUAUUGGGGAUGACGUCACGUGGCAUGUUGCUUCCGUAGGGGACUUUGUAAGCAUGCACGGAACUUAUUUCCAUGGUAACACAAUGAAGAUUGAUGGCUCUAAUAGGGCUUCGAAGGUCGUCAUACCCGGAUCAAGUUUUACGGGCGAAAUGGUCCCCGACAACGCAGGAGACUGGCAAAUAGUGUGUAGAACCAACUUUCACUUCCGGACGGGCAUGCGCGUUCAGUAUCACGUCAAAUCUUGCGGUGGUUACCGUAACGACGCCAUCUACGACGUUUACGGGCGAGGCACCACGAGACAUUACUAUAUCGCCGCAGUCAAUAUAACAUGGGAUUACGCACCAGGCAAUAUGGACCUUAUUACCGGCCACAAUCUUAGCGACCCAAACACCAACGGUCACAUUUUUGUAAAGACAGAUGGGGGAUUUUUGGGUAGUUCCCGUGAAAAGGUCGUUUACAGAGAGUAUACCGACUCCACAUUCUCCACCAUGAAAGAACGGACACCGGAGGAAGAGCAUUUAGAAAUUCUGGGACCAGUGAUCAAAGCGGAAAUUUAUGAUACAAUUAUUGUGACAUUCCGUAACAUGGCAAGUCGGCCAUAUUCAAUACAUGCACAUGGUGUAUUAUACGACCAGGCCGAUGAGGGAAUAUUACAAGGCCAACCACGCGACGAUGCAGAAAACACUGUUGAUUCAGGAACCGGAAGUGGAAACCAGGUGUAUCCUGGGAGAACGUAUGCCUACACAUGGCGGGUACCUAGGAGGGCGGGUCCGGCGAAGGACUACAGGGAAUCUAAUUGUGUCACGUGGAUGUAUUAUUCUGGUGUUGACACCAUUAAAGACAUGAAUACGGGUUUAGUCGGCCCUAUCGUAGUCUGCCGGCGCGGCAUCCUGUCAGACGACGGUAGGAAACGACGUGAUGUCGAUCGAGAAUUUUACCUUUUAUUUAACGUUAUGGAUGAAAAUGAAAGCUGGCUGCUCUCAGAAAAUAUACAAAAAUACGGAUCAAACGAAACGAAUGUGAACGAUCCACAGUUUAAACUAAGCAAUCAAAUGAAUAUGAUAAACGGCAAGAUUUACGGAAAUUUGCACGGUUUGCAGAUGGAGAGAGAUGAGACUGUAGCUUGGUACGUUCUUGGUUUGGGAUCCUCGUUCGAUAUCCACACUGUGCAUUUUCAUGGUCAGACCUUCCUCCAUCGUGAUAGUGUGAUUCAUAGAGGGGAUGUGAUUGAGGUUUUUCCUGGAACUUACGAGACUGUGGAAAUGAAGACAGAUAACCCAGGUGUGUGGAUCCUUCAUUGUCAUCUUAAUGACCAUAUCAACCGAGGCAUGGAGGCUACAUACAACAUCACAGAACGAACACAUAAUGGAAACACCGGCUUCUUCAACUGGUUGGGCAGAUGAUUCUUUCCGGUUACCAUGGUGACGAUAACAAACUUUCAGGGUGGUUUUCAUUAAUUCUUAUUUAUGUCCCGAGUAACAUUGUUUGCUCUUUUGAUUCAGACGAAUUUUGAUUCUUGUGCAACAGGAAGUAUCAUCUGUUCUGAAAUCAUAUGAUGCUUUGCAUAUUUUUUAUUUUUAUUUUUUUUAUUAUUGUUUUAUUUAUUUAUUUCGCCCGUCUACCCGGAACCUCUUUUUUUUAAAUUUCACUGUUGUUGGCGUCAUAUUUUUAUUUAUUUUUUAUUAUUAUUAUUUAUUUAUUUCGCCCGUCUACCCGGAACCUCUUUUUUUUAAUUUCACUGUUGUUGGCGUCAUAUUUUUAAACUGUCGAGAGCUAAGAACCGUAGAAGGCGUGGAUGUUGGAAAUAUAAUGUUAUAAUUAUAUCCCGGAGCUGAAACGCCAACUUUCCUGAUACGUCUAGCUGAUAUCCUGAUAGCUUUACAUUGUAAAUUAACUUAUAUUCAAUCCAGACAUGCGGGUACAGUGAAUUCAUAAUAUGACAUGUAUAUGGUAAAUUUUAUCUUAUAUCUAUUUUUGACAUGUUCAUAUCAUAAUCAACUGUCCUUAUUAUUUUCGGUCAUGUAUAUUUAUUUCAUCAUUUUUGUUAUACGGGAAAAGACGGAUUAUAAGUUUUAUACUUGUGUCUAAUCCCAUUUGUGUUUUGACAAUAAAAUAUGUUUAAAUCAAAAUCCUGAUACCUUUACUUUGCCAAAUUACGAAAGUUGUUUGUUUAAAUUGCAGAGCUUAGUUAUUGAGUAUAUUGUCUCGAAUAUUUUGUUUUCUGAAAGUUCGAUAUCGACAUCGACAUAUGAAGUUCGCUGAUGUUUACCAAGGAAAGCAACAGAACCCCUAGGUCAGCUUGGUUUCAUGUAAAACCAGAUCCGGAACUAUCAUUAAAAUAUAUUUUAUUGAUGAACCGUCCUUACUCUCGGAUCUCAGAUAAAGUCAUUUUAAGUUUUAAUGAUGUGAUAUUUCUCACUGUUCGAGAAGUAACCCUUAAGCAAAUCCAUUUAUAUACAUGUAUUUAGAAAUCCUGACGUAUUGUAUGUACUUGCGUACGACAGACAACCUCUUUAAUUGACUGUCACUUCCUAUAUUUUGUAAAAUAAAGUAUUUGUAAUAAACUGAUUAUAUUGUU